AUGGCGUGCGCAUCCACUUCGCUGGGCGACGCCUCCAGGGCGGGGAUGAUGGGGGUACCCGACGCAGGUACCGAGCCGGGCGAGUCGGAAAACCCACCCACAGCGUCGACGGUCGAGCUUUCGCAUGAUGGUCUCGAGCUGCAGCGAGCUCCAAGGAGGCAGUACAAAAGUUGGCGCUGCGAAUCGCACCAUGCUCGGCAUUCCGUCUCGUCGUCGCUGAUCGCGCCGGCCAAGCUUACGAUUGCCCCUGGCCACACCUCGUCGCCGCAACAUGCACAUGCCCAUCUGUGCGCUCGGAUCUCCGCAUCGGCCUUGACAGACAUUAUCUCGGCGCCGAUGCCAGUCAUCGAGCAAGCUCGCACGUCUUUAUCCCACCCUGGUGCCCGCGCACACGUUACCCAAUGA
Messenger RNA from Moesziomyces antarcticus, 405 nucleotides. RefSeq lists its product as uncharacterized. NCBI's taxonomy places the organism in Eukaryota, Fungi, Basidiomycota, Ustilaginomycetes, Ustilaginales, Ustilaginaceae. The transcript is spliced from 2 exons. The record is from RefSeq and is a predicted model, not a curated record. Bases 1 to 405 code for a protein of 134 amino acids.